Psammomys obesus (fat sand rat) is the source of this 3759-nucleotide messenger RNA. RefSeq names its product ankyrin repeat domain 34B (gene Ankrd34b). The coding region runs from base 368 to 1891 and encodes 507 amino acids. The record is from RefSeq and is a predicted model, not a curated record. Gene Ontology annotation, molecular function: protein binding. The transcript has 4 exons. Lineage: Eukaryota; Metazoa; Chordata; Mammalia; Rodentia; Muridae.
GGUGCGCGCCUCGCGCCUCCCGCUCCGGCGCUCCGCGGCCAGCCUGUGUCUGCAGAGCAGGGGCGGGGGCCCGGCGCACGGGCCGGGGCCGGGACCGCGGCCGCCGCGGGGUGGGGGACGGUCACCCAGCGCGGACGGCGCGUCAGCGCGAGAGCCGGGCGGGAAGGCGAAGGACCGCGGCCACCCGACAGCGCGUCCCAGGAGCUGACAGCUGCCUGACGGAAAGCUCACCCAGGGAGAGAAGAGACAAAAAAUCAAGUGUGGAAUCGGGAAUAAUGUUUUCAGAAUAGACCUAAGAGGUGGGACCCACACUGCCAUCUCAGUUUCUGCAUCCCAAGUUUGAGGUAUUGAUUUCUGACUUUUGAAGAUGGAUGAAGGCUCAGAAGUUUCCACUGAUGGAAAUUCCCUGAUCAAAGCAGUCCAUCAGAGCCGGCUUCGCCUCACAAGACUGUUGCUAGAAGGUGGUGCCUACAUCAACGAGAGCAACGACCGUGGGGAAACACCUUUAAUGAUUGCUUGUAAGACCAAACACGUCGGCCAGCAGAGUGUUGGGAGAGCCAAGAUGGUUAAAUACCUGCUGGAGAACAGUGCUGACCCCAACAUACAGGACAAAUCCGGGAAAAGCGCGCUGAUGCACGCGUGCUUAGAAAGAGCUGGCCCCGAGGUGGUGUCCUUGCUCCUCAGGAGCGGGGCGGACCUCAGCCUGCAGGACCACGCGGGUUACUCAGCUCUGGUUUAUGCUAUAAAUGCAGAAGACAGAGAUACACUCAAAGUGCUCCUGAGUGCGUGCCAGGCGAAAGGGAAAGAGGUCAUCAUCAUAACAACAGCAAAGUCGCCCUCUGGGAGGCACACCACGCAGCAGUACCUCAACGUGCCUCCUGCAGACAUGGAUGAGAGCCAUCCGCCGGCCACGCCUUCAGAAAUUGACAUCAGAACAGCCUCGUUGCCGCUCUCUUACUCUUCUGAGACGGACCUGACACUUUUUGGCUUUAAAGAUAAGGAGUUGUCUGGAAGCAGUGAUAACGCCUGGGACCUGGACUCUCCUCGGAGGAAGCCUGGGAUGGCCACUAACGGGCCCAAGCUAUCCCAGUCUCCAGCCUGGAUCAAGAGUCCACCGUCAUUAAAGCACCAGGCCAGAGUGGCCUCCUUGCAAGAGGAGCUCCAAGACAUCACUCCAGAGGAAGAAGUGGCCUACAAAACCAACACGCUGGCGCCGUCUAAGCGCUUCAUCACUAGGCACCAGAGCAUUGAUGUAAAAGAUACUGCACACUUGCUCAGGGCCUUUGACCAGGUCAACUCAAGGAAGAUGUCAUAUGAUGAAAUAAAUUAUCAUUCUUUGCUUCCAGAAGGAAGCCAGGCAUGCAUGGAAAUUCCCACUGAUCAGGACCCAGACUCUAGUCAGAUCUUUGCUUCCACUUUAAAAAGUAUAGUUCAAAAGCGAAACUCGGGGGCCAAUCAUUACAGCUCUGAUUCCCAGCUCUCUGAGGGCGUUACCCCUCCGACCUUAGAAGACGGCAAAGCUGCAAGGAAAAAGAUCUUCGCGCCAUCACCUUCUUUGCCUUCAGGGUCCAAAGAAUUAGUGGAGACUGUCCCUCCAGGCCCCCUGAGCAGGAGGAAUCAUGCGGUGUUGGAAAGGCGCGGCUCCGGCGCUUUCCCUGUAGAUCACAGUGUGGUGCAGAGCAGACCCGGGUUUCUGCCUCCCUUACAUGUAAAUCCUCACCCUCCCAUCACAGACGUCAGCACCAACAGCAAGAUCUGCAGCUUGCUAUCCUGCGGCCAAAAAGUGAUGCCGACGGUCCCUGUUUUCCCGAAAGAAUUCAAAAGCAAAAAGAUGCUGUUAAGGAGGCAGUCGCUGCAGACGGAGCAAAUUAAGCAAUUAGUCAAUUUCUAAGAGACAAUUAGAAAACACAUUAUGUUCAAAUGUCUGUAUCAGAAAAACAUAGAGAAGAAAUCUUAACUGUAUCCUUUUAUGUCUUAGCUAAUGCAUCAAGGCUAGGCAGAUCAAAAUAUAGCCUAUUUUGUAUUAGGUACUGUGAGCACACCUCAAUAUAUAGCUUCUAGUGGAAUUCUAACAAAAUGAAAGCUGAUUUUUUCAAAAUGUCCAAUAUCAGCUUUCAUGUGGUUCAAGUUUUCCAUCUGAACAAAAAGUCUCCAAGAAAGAAAGAUGCCUAUGUUAGAAAUGGUUCUUAAAGUUUUAGAUUGGCUUCAUGUUCUGUCAUGAAACAAUGUUCUCAAGUCAGUAAUUUUGUCAACACUUUAUGUCAACAAGAUUGUAAUUUUCCAUGUUGCCAAAAUCCUUAGAGAAAACACUGACAUCAAUAAAGCUAAACUACAAAGGAAGAAUAAGCAGAUUCUUUAAAAAUGUUGACUCCAGAAGGUAAAAGUCUGAUUUAGAAACUUUUAAACAUGAAAAGCUAGUUAGAAGGAGCAACCACUGUUCAUAAUGGGUACGAAAUCUACAUCAAAAUGGCAGAUGAGGGCUGAGGUGGCUCACUGACCAUGUAAGCCACCUGAGUUUGGAUUACCAGAAUCCGUGUGGCAACUAGACCCAGUAGUGCAAGAACCUAUAACCCCAGCAUUCCCUGUGCAGAAAAAGGAGGAGCAGGGCCAGGAGAAUCCCCAGCAUUCCCUGUGGGGAGAUGAGAGGCGGGCCCAGAAGUUCCGGGCUCAGCCUGUCUAUACUGAGGUGAAGAGACCCUGUCUUAGACAAGGGGACAAUGGAUGAUAAAUGCCGAAGGCUGUCCUCUGGCAGCCAGACUCCCCACCCUCCACCUGCAAGGGCAGGCCAGCAAACCAUAUGCCAGGUCCUUUUGUUUUUGCACCGUGUGUUGCUUUCAAACAAACUUACCAAUCAUGUUGUCUUAUGGAAGUUAUUCCUCUUCUUCUUUUUGAAUAUUUAAUCCAUAGGUUUCCAAUAUCAGAAUAAUAUAAAAAUUAGAAAGGAUUUACCUUGACUUAUUAUUAUUGUUGACUUUCCAGAAAGAGACACCCAAAAUCGGGAAAGGGGACAAAAGUUUGGUAUUGGACACAAAUGGAAACGAAAUGCUUGCUUCAUCUUAAAAAAGAAAAACUGAUUAAUAGGUUAUAGUUUAGCUUAGCUAAAAUUACAAAAACUGAGUAGAAACUUAAUCAUAAAAUAUUACUGGGUCACUACUAAGCAAUAUCUUUAUUUAUGAUAUAUAGUUAUUAGACAGUCAUAUAAAGAUAAUUAAGAUAGCAAGCAUCCUUGGUGUGACAGCUGAAUCAUCUAGUAUUUUAGAGUUUAUGAAUAACUUUUAACAAAGUAUAUAUUAUAAGAUAUUUUAAAAAAAAUGAUAAUGUUACCUACAUGACUUCAAAGCACGGUAUCCAAAGAAUUCUUCAGUCCAGUAGUUCUGAAGCAAAGACUAACUGAAACUCUAGAAAACUUAAGGGUGUGAGUCUAAUGAUGUCAUCUGCAGCUUUCUUUCUUUGCCCAACAGGUGGCACAAUGCCUUUCUUGGUAAUUUGAUAUGAGCAAUUUGAAAUGUACAUAGAAAUUAUUUAUUUGUGGCUUUUAUUUAAAAAAAAUGAUUUUCAGGUUUUCCAUUUAAUGUUUUGAAGAAAGUAUUAAUUACUUUAGAAAUAUUUUUAUUCAGAAAUUAAAAUUGUACUGAUGUUUACAAGUAGCUAAAUUCCUUUUGCAAGUUUUAAUAUCAUAAAAAGUACUCGACCUCACAUGGUAAGGACACAGUUUAGAAGGGUAUGUAAAUAGAGUAAGUCAUUAUCAAGAUGGUAUCA